AUGGAUUGGGUCGAAGGAGUCAAACUAAGUGAGCAAGAAGCUAUUGAGAGACAAGGAUUGAAUGUCUUGGAUCUUGUGAAUACAGGCAUACCAUGCAGCCUCCGACAACUACUCGAGUAUGGAUAUUUCCAUGCAGAUCCACAUCCUGGGAACCUUUUAGCAACGCCUGAUGGGAGACUUGCUUUUCUCGACUUCGGAAUGAUGAGUGAGACACCGGAAGAUGCGCGAUCUGCUAUAAUUGGUCAUGUUGUUCACUUGGUUAACCGAGUUUACGAAGCUAUGGCUCGUGACUACUAUGCUUUUGAUUUCCUUUCACCGGACGUCGACAUUUCUCCAAUUGUGCCAGCACUUAGAGACUCUUUUGAUGACGCACUUAAUUAUACUGUGAGUGAACUUAACUUCAAGACACUAGUGGAUGGUCUUGGGAAUGUUCUGUAUCAAUUUCCGUUUAAUAUCCCAGCUUACUAUGCUCUGAUAUUGAGGUCUCUCGCUGUUUUAGAAGGUUUAGCACUUAAUGCCGAUCCCAACUUCAAGGUGCUUGCAGCUUCAUACCCGUAUUUCGCUAAGCGACUUUUAACAAAUCCAAAUCCAUAUCUGAGAGAUGCUCUUAUUGAGUUGCUUUUCAAAGAUGAGAAGUUUAGUGCAGCAUGGUCAUGCCAGACUCAGUCCAACUCCCUCAAUUUGAAUGUUGAUGCGGCAGCAGACGAAGGUUCUGGAAAGGAUUUCUCAAAGGUUUCAAAUGCAACCCUUGGCCUACUACACAUCCUUUGCAACUGCAUCACAACUUCUGAGCAUUGCAUGCUCUCCCUGUUUGUCAUGGACCUGGGAGCUGCUCUUGGCUGUUCUGUCAAAUCAUGUAAAAGAACUUAUCAUGUCACUUGUGCAAUUGUGUCUCAUCCUGCUGGUAAAUUUGUCUCUUUUCUAAACAAUGCUAAAAGUGCCACAGUUGGUGAUGCUGUUAAGAGGUUUGGUGUGAGAGCACGGUUUUGA
Lathyrus oleraceus (garden pea) is the source of this 990-nucleotide messenger RNA. Its product is annotated as protein ACTIVITY OF BC1 COMPLEX KINASE 3, chloroplastic. Gene Ontology annotation, molecular function: protein kinase activity; ATP binding. Bases 1 to 990 code for a protein of 329 amino acids. The record is from RefSeq and is a predicted model, not a curated record. Gene Ontology annotation, biological process: protein phosphorylation. Lineage: Eukaryota; Viridiplantae; Streptophyta; Magnoliopsida; Fabales; Fabaceae. The transcript has 3 exons.